Molecule: messenger RNA, 2408 nt
Organism: Trifolium pratense (red clover)
Lineage: Eukaryota; Viridiplantae; Streptophyta; Magnoliopsida; Fabales; Fabaceae
Product: mitochondrial inner membrane protein OXA1-like
Exons: 7
Coding region: 1231-1740 (169 amino acids)
Biological process (GO): mitochondrial respiratory chain complex IV assembly; protein insertion into mitochondrial inner membrane from matrix
Cellular component (GO): mitochondrial inner membrane
Molecular function (GO): nucleic acid binding; membrane insertase activity
Source: RefSeq, a predicted model, not a curated record
ACGCAGCGUUCGUUUUUUCAUCCAAACGCAGCGAAACGCAUAGUGAGCUAGACUUCGUCUUCUUCGUCCCACAAAUCCCAAAUCGUGACUUCGAAAUCCCAAAUCAUGGCAUAAAACUCUUUGAAAUCCCUAAAGCCCAAAUCCCUAAAUCCCAAAUCACAGAAAACACAUAAAAUUCUUCUCUUUGAAACCCUAAAUCCCUAAAUCGUCUUCUUCGAUCUCUUUGAAACCCCAAACCGUAUUCCUUCUCCCACCCUCCGCCGCCGUCGCCGUCAGUACCAGGUUGUCGGGAGAGGUUUUCCAAACGGAAUCAGAUCCACACCCAAAGAUUUUUCGUUUGAAGCUUUGGGCUACCAAUGAAGUUCGUGCUAAGUCCAAGUUUUGGUAUUUUAUAAUGGUUGUGAAUUGCAGCAUGGUCCAUAUGAGCGUUUGUUGAACAGGGUUGAAGCGUGUGCUAUUGAUACAUGGCCUCAAUUGGUAACAAUUUCUAUUCCCCUUUAGUAAACUAUGAAAUUAAUUAACUUGAAAUUAACAUGCAUUUAUAGACUUAGUACUGGUCAUUGUCCAAUCAGAGUCAGUUAAAUGUUGGAAUUAGCUUUUGAAUUAUGCUCUUCUCUUGUUUGUUUAAAUGUACUGUACUUUUGUUAUGAUUCAAAAUAUCAAACUUUGAAUUGCUGUGACAUUUGAUUCCAAGUACCAUCCCCUGUGCAAAUUGGGAAUAGUGAGGACAGUUGUUUACCUUGGAAGAGUCGAGUAGCUCUAGGUAAAUUGUGUGAAUGAGAAAGAUAUAAUGAAAUCCAUAUAAUGAAAUCCAUCUCUCAAACUAAGGUCUUACUUACUAGUGUCCAUCAUAGGGUAAUAUGUCUUGUUUGCUGCUAUUUUGACUCUGGCUGCAUUACUAUAGUGCUCGUUCAGUAUCAUGCAAACAGUGUUGAUUUUGAUGGUGUUUGUGACUGUUCUGUUGUGCUACUGAACUGAAUUUCUUUCUGCUUAUGAAUGUAGGGAUGGUGUCAGUUUAACCAAGUGCUGAACAUUGAACUGAGCCAAGUCAUUGAGGUUCUUAAAUUGUUCAAAUUUUCUUUUAAUAUAUGAAUUGUUAAUUUUUUGGAAUUAACCAGUCAUUCAAAUUUUAGGCAUGGUUAUUUAUGUUAUAACCGUUUGUUAGGGUUAUUUGUGUCAACUAAAUGAUGUGAAUUUAUAACUUGAAUUCCUUUUUGCUGGCAUUCUGUCAUGAAAUUCUAUUGCAAACCUUGUAUUUAUGUUAGUAUCAAAAUAUGUUCUCAGGGCACAAGCAGGCCAACACAUUAUCAUGUUCUUUUGGAUGAGAUUGGCUUUUCCCCAGAUGAUUUACAGGAGCUUGUGCACUCGGUUUCUUAUGUAUAUGGUGUGAGUCCAUUUACGCCAUUGAAAGGACUCUUUAUUCAAGGUCCUGUCUUCAUUAGUUUUUUUCUUGCGAUAACCAACAUGGCUGAAAAAAUGCCAUCAUUCAAGCAUGGUGGAGCUUUAUGGUUUGCUGAUCUCUCAACUCCAGAUGCCUUAUACAUUUUUCCAGUUUUAACUGCAUUGUCAUUCUUAGUAGUUGUAGAGUGUAUUAUGCAAGAAGGAAUGGAAGGAAAUCCUGUGGCUGGCACCAUGAAAAAUUUCUCAAGGGUUCUUGCUCUUCUUUCAGUUCCUUUCACCAUGAGUUUUCCGAAGGGAGCAAAGGAAAAUGGCAUCUCAUUCUCAUGCUCAGGCUUAUAAUAAUGCUAAUACUACUGGGUGUCCGUCUGCUCCAAUUGGAAAUUCAGUUAUAAGAUUGAAAGCUCCACCCUCUAUUGCAUCUUAUCCUCGGAAGAACAUACCGCACAGCCAAGAUUCUCUGAGUUCUAUUCAAAUUCCUUCUUCAAUGCCUCUGAGUAAAAUAGGCCCGCAAUGUAACUGUGGAUGCAUACGGCUUGUUAUCAUCAUCAUCAUGCUUAUUAUCAUCAUCAUGUGGCACUCGCAUGCAGGUGUUAGAUAUGCUUGAAGAUGCUUGUGAAUCAUUGCUAGAAAACAUUAAUGGGCUCUCUGCUUGUUCCCUCUCCUCAAAGAUGCUGGUGCUUUGUGGCUUUAGAUGAUUUUGAAUUUAGUUUCUUAGUCAUUUCCUACGUAAAGUUCAAACUUAAUGGGCUGUAUGCUUGGAAUUAGACUAGAUAAUUAGUGAUAAUGUAGAGCAUUGACUUUUAAUGUGUUGAAUGUAACUUGUUAGGAAUUGACAAUGACUUGUGGAAAAUAAUAUUCGGAAUUAUGCCAAUUUUCUUUUGCGUUAUUAGCUACUAGUAAUUUCUAGGUUGUGCGUAUAAUUUCUACGCCGGAAGACCAUAUAAUUAAUAUGCAGGCACAGGAAGCUACAAAAAACGAAAAAAAAAUAAAAAUAAAACUAACAUACC